This is a messenger RNA of Rhineura floridana, 1729 nucleotides long. RefSeq names its product signal-regulatory protein beta-1-like. Gene Ontology annotation, cellular component: plasma membrane. The record is from RefSeq and is a predicted model, not a curated record. The coding region runs from base 138 to 1382 and encodes 414 amino acids. NCBI's taxonomy places the organism in Eukaryota, Metazoa, Chordata, Lepidosauria, Squamata, Rhineuridae. The transcript is spliced from 5 exons.
UUCUCUGAAGCCAACCCUGAAGACAGGACUGCACCCUCUGCUUAGAAGAAGGAAGCCACAGUUUCCCCUUCCUUCUGCAGAAGGAAGAAGUGAUCACGAAAGACAGUACCCAGAAGGCUUUCCUCUCAACUACCCUGAUGGACGCCUUUAGUCUCCUCUCUGGGCUGCCUCAUUCAUUGCUGCUGCUGCUCCUUCUGCAAAUUUUUGGUGCCCAAGGCCAGGAUCUGCAGGUGGUGCAGCCUCCAGGACCCUUGUCAGUGUCGGCAGGAGAGACCCUCACUCUGAAUUGUGACUUGAUUGGGCGUAGUCCACCAGGAGGCGUGAGAUGGCACAAGGGCUCUGACAGAAAGCAGCCACCCAUUUACAGUGACCGAGAAGCGUAUUCUUCCCGGGCAACCAGGAUUUAUAAUGUAUCACAAACAGACUUCAGCAUCCGCCUCAGCAACAUCCGACCCGAGGAUGCCGGGACCUAUUAUUGUGUCAAGUACAGGGCAGGAAGCCCAGAGACGGAAUACAGAUCAGGAGCGGGCACUGAGGUGUCUGUGAUUGCCACCCCAUCCCAACCAUCUAUCAGCGGCCCCACGAGCAGAGUGCAGUCGGGAACCUCGGCAACUUUCAACUGCACCUCGGACAGAUUCUCCCCCCGAGAGAUCAGAGUCACCUGGCUGAAAGGCAUGAGCUGGAUCAAAGCCCCAAAGCCCAUUGUUUUGCCAGAAGGCGAGAGCAUCUCCUACCAAGUCCGGAGCACAGCAGAGGUGCCACUCACAAAAGACGAUGUGAAGUCCCAGCUCAUCUGCCAGAUCGACCACGAAACCUUACAGAGUCCCCUGCAAGAGGUUUUUAGACUUGGAGAGAUCCUAAGAGUUCCACCCAGAGUGCAACUGGAAACCAAGCCACUCAAUCCCAUCCAGCUGAACGUCUCGGUGACCAUCAGCUGCAGCGCGGAAGGAUUUUACCCGGAUGACAUCGGCCUGGUCUUGUUGGACAAUAACAACAACAAGAGCGAAAUCGGAACGGCUGAGUCCGUGACUGAGAAUAGAGAUGGGACGUUCACCCGCAGGAGCUCCCUGGAGGUGGAGGCGACAGAAGAGAGAAACCAUUCCGUAUUUAUUUGCCAGGUUAAGCACAACUCCCUGGCUACAAUUAAUGCAACAACCAUGCUGAUAAUCAGGGCAACGGCUGGAGAAAGUGGAAGUUUCGGUCAAAAGCCAGGUCAGUGGCUGGACUCCAGCACCAGCCUCUGGAUCGGACUUGUCCUGGCUAAACUUGUACUUGCCCCUUUCCUUUUAUACCUUUUCCUAAGAAAAGAAGGUGGCAAGAUGAAUCCAAGAUGCACACCUGUGAGUCCCCAUGGACAGGGACUGGCAGAGGGUUCUAUUUAGAACUUGUGUGCAUCUCAAGGUGAUGGUGGACAAUGCCCUACACAGCUGAGGACCAGGAUACUUAAAAGAUCAUCUCACCCCUUAUAUGCCUAACCUAUCCCUCUGCUCUGCAGAAGAGGGACUCCUGCAGAUACCAUCUCAUCAAGAAGUCCUUUUUGUUAGGCCUUUAGUGUGGUGGCACCUACCUGUUGGAAUUUCCUCCCAUUACAGAAUAGACAGGCACCAUCUCUGUUGUCUUUUUGGCACCUGUUGAAGACUUUUCCUUUUUCAGCAAGUGGAGAUUUUUAUUCUGUAUCUGCGUUGGAUUGGAAAUUGUUUUUAUGUACUUUUUUAUUGUUAAUCACUUC